Drosophila nasuta is the source of this 1119-nucleotide messenger RNA. RefSeq names its product protein toll-like. Gene Ontology annotation, molecular function: protein binding. Bases 1 to 1119 code for a protein of 372 amino acids. Lineage: Eukaryota; Metazoa; Arthropoda; Insecta; Diptera; Drosophilidae. The record is from RefSeq and is a predicted model, not a curated record. The transcript is spliced from 4 exons.
AUGCGCUUUGAUAUUUCAUGUCAUCACUAUUAUAUUAAGAUUCCCGUAUUGCCGAUUCCAAUUAUUGGCAAUACGACUCUCAAAUUUAAUAACAACAACAUUACAUUAUUGCCAAACAACACUGUUGAUGGCUACGCCGAAGCGCGGGAAUUGCAUUUGCUUAAUAAUCAACUCCAAAACUUAACUGUUGAUCAAUUGCCAACAAAUUUGACAUAUUUGGACUUGCGCAACAAUCGUUUAGAAAAACUUGAUGAACAAGUUCUGGAAUUUCUUUGGAAUAGAUCAAGCAGUUUAAGCAUUAAGCUAUCAGGCAAUCCAUGGAUCUGCGACUGCAACGCCAAGAAUCUUAUAGAAUUUGUUUUGAAGUAUCCCAGGAUCGAGGAUCGAGAUGGUAUCGAGUGCAGUGAUCCCGAUAUUGGACAAAUGUUAAGCAUUGGAUAUGAUAUUUGCGAUCCAUAUGCUAAUUAUGUCAAAACUCCCGUAUUGCCGAUUCCAAUUAUUGGCAAUACUACUCUCAAAUUGAAUAACAACAACAUUACAAUAUUGCCAAACAACACUGUUGAUGGCUACGCCGAAGCGCGGGAAUUGCAUUUGCUUAAUAAUCAACUCCAAAACUUAACUGUUGAUCAAUUGCCAACAAAAUUGAAAUAUUUGGACUUGCGCAACAAUCGUCUGGAAAAACUUGAUGAACAAGUUCUUGAAUUUCUUUGGAACCGGUCAAGCAGUUUAAGCAUUAAGCUAUCAGGCAAUCCAUGGAUCUGCGACUGCAACGCCAAGAAUCUUAUAGAAUUUGUUUUGAAGUAUCCCAAGAUCGAGGAUCGAGAUGGUAUCGAGUGCAGUGAUCCCGAUAUUGGACAAAUGACUUCAACUUUAUAUAAAGAUAUUCCGGAAUUGCCGAUUCCAAUAACUGGAAAUACUUCUCUCAACUUUGAGUACUCAAAUCUAACUAAAUUGCCAUCAAGAAAAUUGUACGGAUAUUCUGAAGUUCGUGAAUUACAUCUGAGUAAUAAUCAACUUUCUGAUAUAGACAUUGAUCAGUUGCCUCUGAAUUUGACAUAUUUAGACUUAAGCAACAACAAUAUCGAAGCUUUCAGGCAAUCCAUGGAUAUGCACAUGUGA